AUGCCACGCAAAAUUUCCUUUCGCGUCAUCAACGUGACUAGUGAAGACGAGGAUCAUGCGGCUAGUGAGCUCAACCAGCACGGCCCCACAAUCAAAGGAUGGCUCUCUAAAAAAUACUGCAAUUAUCCACAAGAAGUCGUCGUGCGGAUGGAGUCCAAGUGUAGAAUCUGCAGAAUCCAGAUCCUCUCCCAUCAGUAUUGCAUACCAAACGCAAUGGAUAUCUACGUCGGCUCCAUCCCGUCUAAAGCUAUUGAUUUGGGUCUGCAAGCUGCAAAAUGGCAUCACUUAGGGGAAAUAACGUUAGCGGACAAUGUUCAUUCGGAGUACAAGAGCCGGGAACUUAAAAGUGUCCUCGUCGACGCUGUGGGGGAUUUCGUGAAACUAGUCAUUCACGGCUGCCAUGUGAACAAGCAUAAUGUUUAUAAUCAGGUCGGCAUAAUUGCGUUGAAUAUGAUCGGAGACGAUGAUCAGCUCCUGAAGAGUUCGGAUCCUGGAGCGAAUUGGCAGAGCAUCAUCAAAAGAAACGAGGAAAUAUCUCCGAUGGAUGACCUGGCUUUCGACAUGUACGUCGACGGGGAAGUGGCACAGAUUCUACGUAAACUGGAGCAGAAAAAGAGAGAUGCCAUUAACGAGGAGCGUUUCGUCUUCGCGAAAAAACUGAAACAUGCAAUUGGCGAGCUUCAGAAGGUGGGAGAGCGCCUAGCCAAAAUGCUGAUCGACAAACAAACGGCGGUGGAAACCGAGGACUUUGAUCGAGCGCGUCGUAUCAAGGAUGAAAUGCAAACUUACCGUAUGAAUGCCUACGAGCAUCUCAGGCUACCUGAACUGAUGGAAAUGGAGGGCUACAACCCCGAGCGGGACUCAGUGGUACCAGGUCCGGUUCCAUCGCCUGAAAAACCUGGUGCCUUACAACAUCAGCAGCAGCCGAUGCAUAUCAACAUAACCACGACAACCCACCACUCCAAGAGUAUGAACGGUAAAGAUGCCCUGUUCAAAGCAAACGACAGAAAGGUCUAUCAUUCUCGUUUGCCGAAGCCGACUAGCAUACCAACGACGUGCUCCGCCUACACUUUCGAAAAUAAGUUGCUGUCGUCUAGCCGAGCGGUGACGGAGGACAUCGAAGAAUUCGACAGAGACCUAGUCUUGGGCGGGAUGUCUCUCAAGGACAGACAGGAGGCGUCGCUCCCGAUCGAAGUGUUUGGGCUACGUUUGGUGCAGAAGCUGUAUUCGCGCAACUUCAUUCAGCGGGAGGAUGCUUUCAAGGAAAUACUGCGAGUCAUUGAUCGAUACAACGCCCGAAGAAGCAGACAUUCGCCAGAAGAAGUUUUGCGAGCCUGCGCUUUUGUGCUUCAAAGAGGAUUCCGAGACAAAGUCCUGUCGGUUUUUAUCCAGUCGUUGAACGUCAUGCAAGCCUUAUUCACGCGCUUUGUGAUUCUCCAUCGAGUUGCCCGUGUGGACACAACGCUAGCCAUCAACAAACUUGUCCCGCGGAUCCUAUUCCGCCUCGGUGAUCCAGCUGCGCCGAGGUUGAAGUCCAUCGCUCAAGAGUUCUUGCUUGAAAUGGUUGACUACGAAGAUUCGAAAACUGUCCAAACGUCGCUGAAUAUCAUCCUCAAACCAUUUACCGAUACGACGAAUCCUCGAUUGGCCCAAGGAAGAGCAGAACUUGUGGAUCAGUUGAUAGCGAGGACACCACCUUUGAGCGAAACGGAUCCUCUCUUCACCCAAGUCAUGAAUUUCGCGAUCCGAGCCCUUUCUCAUCCGGCAAUCCAGGUACGAGAAGUGGCCGAACAGAUUCUCCUCGCGCUGUAUCGGCUAAUCGGAACCCCCGUACGACAAUGUCUCGUUCCGGAGAGUGUGCGGCUGCAGAGGAACUUCACCUACAGGAAAGUAUUCGAGGAAUUCGAGAAAAUCGAUCGCGAGCCGACAACACUCACGGCCACGAUACCUAGACGAAGUCGAUCAGCCUCAGUUGAGCCUCCAUCUUCGUCGAACGGGACACGUGCUGUUCAGCAAUCAUCAAUCUCACAAUCCCAUUCCAUGAAUGACAUAACGAAAACGGUGCAAGACGCCGUACAUUUCGAUCUCGAUCGCAUGUGCAUGUUCUGCGAAGAGACGGACGAGCGCUUCAACGCAGAGACCCUCAACUAUCACUACUGGACAGAGUGUCCCAUGCUGAUGCUCUGCCCGAACUGCAAGCAGGUGGUGGAGAUAAGCGGCUUGACUCGACAUCUUCUCGACGAAUGCAGUCACCGUCAUCAAUACAAACUAUGCAUUCGCUGCAAAGAAGCUAUUCCCAAGAAUAGAUUCGAGGGUCAUGUCAAGUUGCGUACUUGCAUACCGGCGAAACCGCCAAGUCAUGCUAACCACUGCCCGCUAUGCCAUCAGAUUCCCCCGGGCGAGGAGGCUUGGAAAGUCCAUUUGAUGAGCGAGAUGGGCUGUCCGUUCAAUCCGCGACGCCGACAGAAAUUAUUUAGGUGGAGAUCAGGCUCCAUAUUUGAGGAUGAGCCUACCGAUCCAAUUUCUGGGAGACUUAAAAUUCUGGGAGCUCUGCCACCCGAGUACAGGCAAUAUUCGGUUCAUCAUCGGAGCAAAAGCGAACCGCCGAACGCUCGCGUUCCCGGCUCCAGGGGAGAAUCAAACAAAUCUGUAUCCUGA
Molecule: messenger RNA, 2658 nt
Organism: Galendromus occidentalis (western predatory mite)
Lineage: Eukaryota; Metazoa; Arthropoda; Arachnida; Mesostigmata; Phytoseiidae
Product: centrosomal protein of 104 kDa
Cellular component (GO): cilium
Source: RefSeq, a predicted model, not a curated record